Molecule: messenger RNA, 222 nt
Organism: Dovyalis caffra
Lineage: Eukaryota; Viridiplantae; Streptophyta; Magnoliopsida; Malpighiales; Salicaceae
Source: the annotation of a GenBank genome assembly
AUGAUGGGCGAGAAAGUUAUUGGUUUGCUGUUGAUGGUGGCCACGGUUGCUCAUUCUGCAACAUUGUGCUUGGUUCUGAGCUGUUGUGGUGAUUGUUAUAAGGUUAGGCAUAGGAGAGCUGCUACCGACAUGAAGGAGAAGCAACAAGUAUAUAUAUAUGACCAUUCUCCUGGUUCAACUUGGGCUGAGAAUUCCUUUGACACUACUCCUAGCUCCUCUUAA